Messenger RNA from Pyricularia oryzae 70-15, 1258 nucleotides. RefSeq lists its product as uncharacterized. The record is from RefSeq and is a predicted model, not a curated record. The transcript is spliced from 2 exons. Bases 527 to 1054 code for a protein of 175 amino acids. NCBI's taxonomy places the organism in Eukaryota, Fungi, Ascomycota, Sordariomycetes, Magnaporthales, Pyriculariaceae.
ACGCCACCUGGGCUCAGCUGAGCUUAUACUUUGUUGGAAUGUGGGCAAAAUUAUUCGACAAGCAAAGCCAAACCAGCAAAUAUUAAUGAGCCAAAAAAGCUACGAGGGAAAAAAAAAAAAAACUAGGAUAAGUAGACCGGUUCCAUGACACAUUCCAACGGGUCCAAACUCCAUAAUACUACUCUGGGGGAACGAGAGGGAGAAAGGGCAACAAAACGAAGAGGAUUGGAAAAUGAAAAUGGCGACAGCAGCCCGAUGGCGACGAUUUACUUCAGUCUGAUUGUGUUGUCUUGUCUUGCCCACACCACUCCAUACGAUCAUAUGGGCUCUGCACACCCUUGAUUUUUGCGUCGAGUCACCCCCUUUUUCUGUUCUAGAUGCAGGCCAGGUAGCCGAUCCUCUCCCAGUAUCUCACCUUGACCACCCUCCCUCCCUUUCCAGGAAAAGCCUCCCGAUACACGAGUUUUGCGCCCAAAAAAAAAAAAAAAAAGAAAAAGCCCAUAAGCCAGACACCAUAAGCCCAGCUAUGUGCAACGUCACGAACCACACCCACGUCGAGUCUAUAAAUCACCCCACGCUAGCGAAAAACAUCCGUACCGACUCCCAAGGGCGCGCGCGCUACAGCAGCUCGAUGCACCUCCCGGCCUACGACGACGACAGGGGGAUCCUGAGGUUCCUGGGCCUCACCGACGAGAUGAUCGAGGUGGUGGUCGGCAGGCUCGGUGGCGGCGCCGGGGUCUCGGGGGCCAGGGAUAGUCCGGGCGGAUCCGAGUCGGAAGCUGGGCGUUUUGGGGCUCUGGAUGAGCUCUUGGCGAUUUAUCUCGGCAGAUCGGCAGACAUAGCGCACGGCCUGACGCCCGACCUCGCGGCGGCGUGCGGACGGAUCGAGGUCUCGCCCUUUUUCACGCGCCAGGUCCCCGGCACGUCGCCAUUCUUUGCGGACCGAAUAUUCCUGGACCACAACAAGAUACGGCACGACGCAGAUGAGCUGGUCAAAAAGAACGCCGCGAUGCUCAAGGACCUCUGGCUGCAGCAGCAGGCUUGUGAGGGUUGAUGUGGUCGUGGGGGAAAGGUGUUGGCGAUCGGGAUAUGGCCUUUUUUUUUUUUUUUUACGACUUUCCUUUGUGUUUUUUUACUAUUUUAGACCAGUACUGGAGUCUUCAGGGGCCAAAAUCUGCGCGGUUUCGCAGAGUUUGUUAAUGAGACAUGUUAUGAAUCCAACAUGCUAGAUGACCCAUACGCUUGUUUUUCGUCAAAG